GGUGGGACAGCUUUAUCUCACGUCGCGUUCAUGUGACCCCAGGGUCUCCUCUGCAUGGGACCCAUGUUCUAGCCACUUCAGCUGAAGCCCUGCAGAUGGCGCUGUCCCGCUGUACAAAUCAGACAGUGUGUCCGUGCAGUCACCAGGGGGAGGUCAGGCACACACCUCCCAUGUUUCUCUCUCCGCUGUCUCCCCCUGUUCAAACCUCGGAGAGGGAAAACACUGUGUCCCAGUCAGCGCUGCUCUCCACACCGCCAGGCCGCCGCGCCGAGCCCCGUCCGCGUCCUGGAGGAAACCACCACGUCAACACACUUUUCAUUAUAUAACCAACGAGGGACUAAACCGCUGCAGAGCUCCGCUGUUGACCGAGAGAUGUUCUGCAUGCUGGACAUGAUCACCUCAUCCCUCACAAGAGCCCUGUAACCAAUGGCAGCUUCAGUCCAGACUCUUCCUCUGACCCGUGGCUCCGACAAAAACUUCCGUAACCCUUUCCCAGCCCCGCCCCUCUCCUCCCGUUACGGCAUGGGAAGCGUAGGCAGUCUGGUGGAGAGGCCCGAUGUGUCUCCGACUAAAGGCAGCCGCGCCGUCCCCCAGGUGAGACCCAAGCAGACCAACGGCCUCCUGAAGAAGGGCUUCACCCAGAGAGAGCUGCUCAACUACCUCAACAUCACCAGAAAAGAACCUAAAACCCACCCAGGCAGGGAUGGAAAGACGGAUAUUAUCUCAGGCCUCAGCUCUGCCAGUGGCCGUGAAGAUGACAUAUACGCCAAGGUUUUCCAUAAAGACGGCACCGAAGUAGAUCUGACAAAGAACUCACUGCCAAGUGGGGGCAAGUAUGAAAAGGUUCGUUUUAGAUCGUCGGCCUUCAAGCCCGUCACCCCCAAAAACUUCACCUCCAUGCAAAACCUCUAUCCUUCGUCAAAGUCGGAGGAUGCAGACCAUGUGUCCAACGGGCUGCACAGAGCUUACGCUCAUGUCUCUAAAGCUGUUUCCACAUCCUCCUCGUCUUCCUCACCCUCACGUCCUGGACCAACAUCCAGUGGUAACAAGGCCGUCUCUACUGUGCGUGGGCUGAGCCAGGAGGAUGAUAACCUGUCAGACUCGGGUCAUAACUCCAUGAGCAGCCUGCCGCCCUACCGACCUCCCUUCCGCCCACACCUGUCUCACAUCAGUGCGUCCAUGGGACACAUCAACACCAUCGGCUCCCUGGAUCGCACCUCUAUGAAGGCGAAGGCCAUAGGGUCAGAGGGCGUGGCUGUAGGGGAGGUGGUGUGUCGGAGCAUGGCAACCCUGAGCCGUCUGGCUCCAUACGGAGGGGAGGCUCCACCCCCUUAUGAAUGGACACUGUCCCUGUCUGUGGAGGAAGUGGUGCGGGAUCUGGAGGAGCGGCUGGUGGAGAAAGAACAUGAGCUGAAGCAGAUGAAAAGAAACCUGGACGAGAGCGAGGGCGCCAUCGUUCAGGUGUUCGAAGGGAAGCAGCGUCUGUGGGAGAAGGAGGUGGAGGAGCUGAAGCGCCUGUACGCCGCCAAGCUGCGUCAGGUUUCCCAGCAUGCCCAGCGUUCCCAGCGCAGCCUGCAGUUGCAGUUGUUUAAGGCCCAGCAGGAGAAGAACCGACUGCAAGAGGAGCUCGACGGCCUGAGAAAGGAAAGGAGCCAGGAAGCUGGAGCCACAGUAAAGUCAACCAGCCCAACCCUGGAGGAGACGCAGUGGGAGGUUUGCCAAAAGUCCGGGGAGAUCUCCUUGCUGAAGCAGCAGCUGCGGGGCUCACAGGCAGAGGUGACCCAGAAGCUGAGCGAGAUCUUCCAGCUGAAGACGCAGCUCAGGGAGACGCGCAUGGAGCUGCGCAGCCGGGAGGACCAGUUCGACUCCCUGAAGCUCGCCCUGCAGGGGACACAGCGCCGCAGGUGUUCCUCUCAGAACGGUCGUGAAGACGGAAAAGGAGCGGAGGAGACCACUUCUGCUACAGGAGGGUGCGGGGGGCCCACGGAGGAGCGACUGCGGGCAGAGCUCCUGCUGGAGCGACGCCAGAGCGAGGCCCAGGCCAUGGCUUUCGAGGACGAGAGGCACACAUGGCAGACGGAAAAGGACAAGGUCAUCCGUUACCAGAAGGAGCUGCAGGCCGGCUACCUGGAGAUGUACCACCGCAAUGAGGCGCUGGAGAGGGAACUGCACCAGCUGAGGGCGGGCAGAGAGCAAGGAGCAGGAGCAGGAGGAGCAGAAGGAGGAGGAGGAGGAGGAGGAGGGAGCAGAAAUGGAACAUUGGAAAGAGAAGUGCCAGAGCAGAGGAGUGAGAGUGUGGGAGAAGACCAAGAGCAAAGACCUUCCUCUGCUCUGCCGUGGAUAGAGAGGAUCGAAUCCUCUGAAAUUUGAAUGGGACACAUUUGCGAUGCAAACUAUUUUCUCGCUGAAGUAUGGAAGCUACGGAAGAACAGGUUACCAGGAAAAGAAAAAAGAACAUCCAAAAAUAUAAAUGAAAUCUGUAAAGACCAAAUUUUACUUGAAUAAUUAGUAAAGAAAAUUGUAGAAAUUAGGAAAAUUGAGGAUCACAACUUCCUGAGAGGAGAUUAUGUGACUUUUACAGACUGUAAAAAAACAAAAUUAAUGAUUAUUAGUAUCAAUAAUACUAAAAUUGUACCUAAAAUACCCAAAAUCAUGAGUAAAAAAAUAAGAAAUAACCAGAUAAAAUGAAAACAUAAUAGGUGAUAAUAAAUUAGAGUUAAUAAUGUCAGUCAAACAAUUUGACUCAAAUUAAAUGUAAGUAAAAUUAGGCACAAUCUCAUUGUUAUGACCAGAAAGUCAACAUUGUGACAAAUUUCCCCUCCUUUUAUCUGAAAUCAUCUUUGGAUGCUCUCACUCUCAUCAUCUCAUCCUUUUCUUGGUGAAUUACGUUUCUAAGGGUCCUGCCAGCUUCUGCCUAUGCACCCUAGUUUAUUGUUCAAUGCUGUUUCCUAUAAGCUCGUACAGAAACACAGCAAUGGCUGAACAGGAGUACAGUCUGUGCCUCGUCUGUAGAGUUCCGAUUGUGAUAGCAUCAGCUUUAUAUAAAAUGCUGCUGAGCUCCAGCAAAGCCCCUCAACUGUCCCGCUUCAGACUUCUGUCCAAAUAUAAAUCUGUAAAUGUACUGUGACUGAUUUGUGUUUAUUUGGUUGCUACUGUUUGGUUUGGACGGUAAACUUAGGAUGAAAAGGGAAGCGCAGGAACACCCCUGCUCCCGUGUGUGCAGUCGGUCAGCUCUGUGGAUUCACCUGGGCUCUGGGAGGAAAGCUGCGUCUCUGGGUUAAGUAUGGAGGAUUAAAGCUGUCUGGUGCCAAGGUACUAAUGCUGCCUCUGUUUAGCCCGCUGAAGAAACUGGAAAUGUCCGACUUCUGAUACCAAUAUAUUUUGUACAUAACUGUCGUUUGAUUUGCCUUCUCUCAUUGUACAGCACUCUGUUGUCUUAAACGGACCUUCUCCAUAUUUUCUGAUUGCAAUGAAAACAAUCAGCAGAUUCAGAUGAUGAAUACGACUGCUCUGCUUAUUGGGGCGACCUGUUGCACGUCGCCGAACCAACAACAUAAAAUGCAUGACCUGGGUGGAGUUGUUUUUAUCGUAUUGUUUAUCAUUAAUAUAAGAAAGUUCAGAAACCAGCUCUCAAUCCGCCUUUCAACAAACUGUGACUCUCGUGUGUUUACUGUAAUUAAAACUGUAUUCUUUCUAACUGGAUUCAUAAUAAACUGCUUUGAAGUGGUGAAA
Platichthys flesus (European flounder) is the source of this 3732-nucleotide messenger RNA. RefSeq names its product NEDD4 binding protein 3 (gene n4bp3). Gene Ontology annotation, cellular component: cytoplasmic vesicle. The transcript has 10 exons. The record is from RefSeq and is a predicted model, not a curated record. NCBI's taxonomy places the organism in Eukaryota, Metazoa, Chordata, Actinopteri, Pleuronectiformes, Pleuronectidae. Bases 427 to 2370 code for a protein of 647 amino acids.